CUCCUUCAAAACUCCGCCCACUGGUCCCACCUGUAAUCUGGUCCGGCUAGAGAGGGUUUUUAGUUCCUAGAGCCGGUGAAGUUAGCUGCUGGCACUACCAAGUUAAAACUUAAUUUACCUCUGAUUCCUUACGAGGACUCUAAAUAAACAUUAGAUAUGGCGGUGAACACAGGCACUUCUCUAGUGUUGUCCAGUCUGCUGUCAGUGCUGGUAUUUGCUGGCAUGCAGAUGUUCAGUAAGCAGCUGGGAUCCACUGAGUGGCUCACCAUCGUGGGAGGUUUCCUGGGCUCAGUCCUCUUCAUCUGCUCCCUCACUGCAUUUAAUAAUCUUGAAAAUCUGAUUUUCGGGAAGGGAUUCCAAGCCAAGAUAUUCCCAGAGAUUCUGGUGUGCCUGUGCCUAUCAUUGUUUGCCUCUGGUCUGGUACAUCGCGUCUGUGUCACCACAUGCCUGAUAUUCUCCCUCUUUGCCGUGUACUACAUCAACAAAGUAUCUGCGGCGCUCUACCAAGCCGCUGUUCCCGCAGUAACACCAGCCAAGGCUGCCAGCAAGGGCAAAAGGAAGAACUGAUGAAUCUGUUGGAUCCCACUUGCAUCCAGUGAAUCAGUUAAUAUUACGCAGGUGCUGAUGGGCCAGUGCAACAAAGCAGUUGCAUAUUUUUUAGUAGUGUCUUAAAUCCAUAACCCUUUGUGUAUUUCAGCAGGCUUUCUAAAGAUGAUUUGAAAAGCGACAAACAGUUCAAUGACUUUAAGUCAGUCAUAGUUUUUUUGUGUUUUUUUUUACAGUGAUCUCGGAUUUAAGGUAAUUUAAAAAAGCGAAGCAAAAAAGAUUAGAAAAAAGAAGAAAAAAAGCCAUCAACAUUCCAUUGACAACCUUUUCCUCAGCACUCAUUUUUACACUGACUGCAAAGAGAUUGAAACAUCCCAACGUGUUACCUGUGUAUUCAUCAGCACAAAAAGUGGCUUCCUUUUGUUUAAUUCAUUUUGUAAUUAAACUCUGUAAAAUUA
Eleginops maclovinus (Patagonian blennie) is the source of this 1004-nucleotide messenger RNA. It is a transcript of the gene krtcap2, whose product is annotated as keratinocyte associated protein 2. The coding region runs from base 157 to 567 and encodes 136 amino acids. Lineage: Eukaryota; Metazoa; Chordata; Actinopteri; Perciformes; Eleginopidae. The record is from RefSeq and is a predicted model, not a curated record. The transcript is spliced from 5 exons.